AAAACAGGAGAAGAAGCACUGGUGGUUAUCCGUUAACCCAGCAGGUAAAAGAAGACAAACGAACACGAUAAACAUUUUUAAACUCGUUCUAAGUACGACGUGUUUAUUAAUAGUCAAUAGAGGUCAGAACAGGAGGGCAAAGGUCUAAAUGAGAUCCCUAUACUCUUGUCAUGAACAAUGGUCUCAUAAUUCCAUUCAUUCAGAGGAUGAACAAUUAGGCUGUAUAGUUCUUUUCCCCCCUGAAGAUAUUGGUAGCAGAGUUGUACGCAGGCAGGAAAAUGGAAUGGAACUAGUGCAAGAUACCAAGCUUGAUCCACCAAUUCGACGAGCACAAGAGCAACAAGGAACAAUUCGACGAGCACAAGAGCAACAAGGGAAGGCAAGGAUAAGCUGAUCGAUUAGCCCUGGCAAUGGGCAAGUACAGCGACGGGAGGGACGGCGGCGAGCCCGGCGGCGGCGGCGGCUACCCGCUGGUGGCGGUGUGCAUCGACAAGGACAAGAACAGCCAGAACGCCCUCAAGUUCGCGACGGAGACGGUCGUCCACAAGGGCCAGACCAUCGUGCUCGUCCACGUCCACACCAAGGGCUCCUCAGGUGGGGUGGAGGACGCCGCCGGGUACAAGCAGCCGUCGGACCCGCAGAUGAAGGACCUCUUCCUCCCGUUCCGCUGCUUGUGCACUCGCAAAGACAUCCUCUGCAAGGACGUGGUGCUGGACGAGCACGACGUGUCCAAGGCGAUCGUCGAGUUCGCCGCGCACGCCGCCAUCGAGAAGCUCGUCGUCGGCGCCACCGCCAGGGGCGGCUUCGUCAGGUUCAAGGCGGACAUCCCGAGCAGCAUCUCCAAGACGGCGCCGGACUUCACCACCGUGUACAUCGUCUCCAAGGGCGGCAAGGUGACGUCGAUGCGGCAGGCCACCCGCCAGGCGCCGGCCGUCUCGCCGCUCCGGACGAUGAUGCAGGGGCCCAAGCCCGAGCACGUGCCCACGCAGAAAUGGACGCCGCCGCCUCCGGCCACGACGAGAGGCGACACUGCCGGGACACCGCAACUGCAGGACAAUUUCAUCAUGUCGCCGUUCGCGAGGGGGAUGAACACGUCGGCGAGGAAGGCGUUCCCGGACUACUCGGUGCCGGAGUCGUCGGACAUCUCCUUCAUCAGCGCCGGCCCUCGCCGGAGCGUGGACCGGUACCCGCCGCGGCUGUCGAACGGGUCGGACGGCCAUGGCCACGACCACCACAGCUUCGAGGCGGCGGCGCCCACGCCCAACAAGUGGGGCGAUUCCUUCGGCAACGAGAGCACGUCGCACUCCCAGAACAGCAACUCCUCCUCGUCCUCCGUUGCAAUGGAAGACAUGGAGGCCGAGAUGAGGCGGCUGCGGCUGGAGCUCAAGCAGACCAUGGACAUGUACAGCACGGCGUGCAAGGAGGCGCUCACGGCGAAGCAGAAGGCGAUGGAGCUGCAGCGUUGGAAGAUGGAGGAGGAGCAGCGGUCGCAGGAGACGCGGCUGACAGAGGAGUCGGCCAUGGCGCUGAUCGAGCAGGAGAAGGCCAAGGCGAGGGCGGCCAUCGAGGCGGCGGAGGCGUCGCAGCGGCUGGCGGAGCUGGAGGCGCAGAAGCGGAUCAGCGCGGAGAUGAAGGCGCUCAAGGAGGCCGAGGAGCGGCUCAAGUCCAUGGGAGCCGGCCGCGGCGCGGUCAGGUACCGGAAGUACACCAUCGAGGAGAUCGAGCUCGCCACCGACCACUUCGCCGAGCCCCGCAAGAUCGGCGAGGGCGGCUACGGCCCGGUCUACAAGGGCCACCUGGACCACACGCCGGUGGCCAUCAAGGUGCUCCGCCCCGACGCGGCGCAGGGGAGGUCGCAGUUCCAGCAGGAGGUGGAGGUGCUCAGCUGCAUCCGCCACCCAAACAUGGUGCUCCUCCUCGGGGCCUGCCCGGAGUACGGCUGCCUCGUCUACGAGUACAUGGCCAACGGCAGCCUCGACGACUGCCUGUUCCGGCGCGGCGGCGGCCCGGUCAUCCCAUGGCAGCACCGGUUCCGCAUCGCGGCGGAGAUCGCCACCGGCUUGCUGUUCCUGCACCAGACCAAGCCCGAGCCGCUCGUCCACCGCGACCUCAAGCCGGGCAACAUCCUUCUCGACCGCAACUACGUCAGCAAGAUCAGCGACGUCGGCCUCGCCCGCCUCGUGCCGCCGUCCGUCGCCGACAGCGUCACGCAGUGCCACAUGACGUCGGCGGCGGGGACCUUCUGCUACAUCGACCCGGAGUACCAGCAGACGGGGUUGCUCGGCGUCAAGUCGGACGUCUACUCCCUCGGCGUCAUGCUGCUGCAGAUCGUCACGGCGCGGCCGCCGAUGGGCCUCACGCACCACGUCGCCCGCGCGCUCGAGCACGGCGCGCUCGCCGACCUGCUCGACCCGGCCGUCCAGGAUUGGCCCGUCGACGAAGCGCGCUGCUUCGCCGAGAUAUCCAUCCGCUGCUGCGAGCUCCGGCGAAAGGACCGGCCGGACCUCGCCAACGUGGUGCUCCCGGAGCUCAACCGCCUGCGCGCGCUCGGCGAGGACAACAUGCAGUUCUGCGACACCAUGAACGGCCGGAGCAGCUUGCAAAGUUCGCUGUUCCACAGCAACUCUUCCAUUCAUCAACCUUAUCGACAAAACGAUAUGGCGAGUGAUCCGCACAGCGUAGGGAGGUCGCCGUACAACGGGAACACGAGCCAACACGCCGUGCCGGCAAGAAGGCUAUACUACAACUAAGCCGACGUGAGCUUGCACUCCGACUGCAUUUUAGGUGUUGCUGCAUGCAAAGAUCCUUGGACACAAACGUCUCACUAAGCAGAGAGUUUAUCCCAAUGCUUCUUUUGAUUAGGAAGCUAGUGUUGUUAAUGCAGAGGUUAGAGAGCCAUGUCAUGGCUGCAUGUGCUUGUGAGGUUGCAAACUUUAGUAUAUGAUAGUAGUUGGUCGUUUCUUGAUCCUGUCAUUUGUAAAGGACCUGACAUUUUUAAUGUAUGGAAACGCUGACCGUUUCUUGCAGAAGUUUCGAUA
Messenger RNA from Oryza brachyantha (malo sina), 3038 nucleotides. Its product is annotated as U-box domain-containing protein 52-like. Gene Ontology annotation, molecular function: protein kinase activity; ATP binding. The transcript is spliced from 8 exons. The coding region runs from base 411 to 2750 and encodes 779 amino acids. NCBI's taxonomy places the organism in Eukaryota, Viridiplantae, Streptophyta, Magnoliopsida, Poales, Poaceae. Gene Ontology annotation, biological process: protein phosphorylation. The record is from RefSeq and is a predicted model, not a curated record.